Messenger RNA from Schistocerca piceifrons (Central American locust), 1229 nucleotides. RefSeq lists its product as uncharacterized. Lineage: Eukaryota; Metazoa; Arthropoda; Insecta; Orthoptera; Acrididae. The record is from RefSeq and is a predicted model, not a curated record. The transcript is spliced from 4 exons. Bases 187 to 711 code for a protein of 174 amino acids.
UCUACGGCGCCACCAGCCAACGACCGCUCUUCGCCGCUGGGGUACGCUGGCGCCAGGCUCUCUGGACCCCGAGUCCCUCGUUACAGAAGGCGACGCUGCUCCUCGGCUUAUGUAACAGAUAUCAGGGUGAAUUCCGGAAGCCACGAUCGCAAGGCUCUCUACCCACCGGUGCCUGCCCACGACACCAUGCGGCUGUUUCUGGUGUUGGUUCUGCUGGCGGCGCCCGCCUUUGCACGCUACGACGGUCACCGCGCCGGCUACACUUACGACGACGCGUAUCCUUACGACGACGCCGGUGGCCGCUACGACCGUUGCCGCGACGCUGCGUGGUCCCGGCGCGACUGCUUGCCGACGAGCCACAACAGAAUCGUCACCAGUCGUCCUGACAGGUGGGCAGCCAAGUCACGCGUGCGGAUGGGAAACGGCGGUUGGCGGGCGCUGCCUGGAGGCGCCGCGGAGCUGCACUGCCUGUUCCCAGUGCCGCUGCUCUCGAACGUGGUGUGGACCAGAGUGGACAGGUCGGGCAGCUCGAGCCGCAUCCACAGCCAGGGCCACCUGUGGCCGCGCCCGCUGCCCGGCGGCUCAGCCUUGCUGGUGGACCGCGCCUCGCCGCUCGACGUGGGCCUCUACCGCUGCCUCGCCACCGCCCUGCACCCCCGCUCCGGGCCCGUCACCGUCUUCCAGGACGUCCACUUCCAACCCUACUUCUAACCACCUCCGGACAGCCCAGUCCAACGCUGCCGAACCAGAGAACCGUUCUGACUUCACUGAAGCAGUCGCUAUGCUGGUCUAAAUGCUAUGUGGUGCUGCCAAUUACUAACGUCCCUCUGUUGUCACUCUGUUGCUUCAGCUACUCACCGCCUCGAAAUCUCUACUAAACAUCCUGGGACUAUUCAAAAACAAACGAUGAAUUACAAUGUCGUUGUGUGUCUAGUGAGUGGGCUCUUUUCGUGAUGUUCACACCAGAAUUCUCGUAGUCGGAGCUACUGAGCGCAUAUGAAGUUAACGUCGCCGCUUUGCGCUAAUACUUGUUUAAUUUUAACUGCAGAGAUCCAGUGAAGUAGGGAUUCCAUCACCAUCACCCCGUACAUCUACUUGCAUGUACUUUAAGGGGAAUAGGACGUCAAACGGGCCGACUUGGAACAGGAGAGUCAGCACAGGACAUUUUAAUUUCCACUACCUAUACUUUUACAAAUAAAUUCAUAAAACUUUGUCACCAUGACCGAGAA